GCGACUAUUUGUUUACAGGAUAGUGUGCAGAUCCGGUACCAUCGCGUUCGCAACGCAGAUCUUAGGCGCGGAGAUGCAGCUCUCAUUUCUGGAAAUACCCCAGUACAAAUACAUACUAUAAAGGUAUACAUCUGGGACGAAAUACGUGUCUAAACUCAGCCUGCAUCAAAACCCCUAGAAAGGCAAAAGUAUUAUCAUGCAUUGGUCACGGAUGAAAUGCUUAACCACGACCCUCCUCCUGAUCUUCACCCUCCCCCUUCUCGCCCAAGCAAAAUGGAGCAUCCCCCCAUCCUACGCCCUCUACGCCUCCCCUAACGGCCACUACUUUCAGACCCUCGAAGGAAAACCCUUCUUCUGGCAGUCCGACACUGCCUGGCUCUUCAUCAACCGCCUCAACUAUACCGAAGCCACUUCCUAUCUCUCCGACCGCGCCGCAAAAGGCUUCAACAUCAUCCAAGCCUGCGGCGCGCACUGCAACGGGCCGGACCAGGCUGACCGCGCGGGGAACCUUGCGUUCAUUGACAGCGACGUAAGACGCCCAAAUGAGGCGUAUUGGGCGUACGUGGACUCGAUACUCGAGCUCGCGUGGGAGGAGUACGGGAUCAGGAUUGUGAUGCAUCCAGCGUGGGGCGGGUAUGUGCAUAACGACCGGGGUGUACCGGGUUUUUUGAACGCGAGCACGGCAAGGGUGCUUGGGGAGUUUGUGGGAAAACGGUAUCCGUAUGUGCCGAAGGUGUUGUUUGGGGAUACGAAUCCGUGGUGGAAAAACAAGACUGCCGUGAGCACGGAUUAUGCGUACGGAGGCGCGUUGUCGGCACGGUUGCCGGGAGAUUAUGCCGUGAUUGAUUUCUCGAGCGUGUAUACUGCGCUUGCGGAGGGGAUUGUGAAGGGGGAGGAGGAGGUGGUGCGGAAUAGGAGUUAUGGGGAAGGGGGUGGGGAGAGGAGAUAUGUCCCGAUGAUCUCCAUGCAUCCCACGAACCAGUGGUUUGCGGGCGGUCCGUUGGCGCUUGCGAGUAGUUUCUUUGGGGAGAGCGAGUGGCUAACGUUCGAUCUCAGUCAGUCUGGGCACUCUGACCACCCGCCGAACCCGCCGAUUCCUUGGUGGUCGUGUCGUCGGGGAUGGGAGCCGGCGGAGCUGAUGUGGAGUGUGGGAGAGAGCACGCCGGGCAAGAGGAGACCUGCAAUUGAGAACGAGCCGCACUAUGAGUGGCGAUUUAACAAUGGAAAGUCUGGAAAGGCUAGCGGGAUGUAUUGGAACGCGAGUGAUGUGCGCAUAGGAACUUGGCAGACGGUAGGAAUCGAUUCUGCGGCCGUGAUGGUGGAUGGCGAAUGCUGAAUUUGAACAGGUCUUCGCAGGCAUGGCUGGCCUCACUUACGGAGCUAACACGAUCUGGCAGAUGGCAAUUCCAGAUCUAUUCCCAGCGGAUGAGAGCGGACCGCAAAUUCC
Paraphaeosphaeria sporulosa is the source of this 1447-nucleotide messenger RNA. RefSeq lists its product as uncharacterized. The record is from RefSeq and is a predicted model, not a curated record. Lineage: Eukaryota; Fungi; Ascomycota; Dothideomycetes; Pleosporales; Didymosphaeriaceae. Bases 197 to 1336 code for a protein of 379 amino acids. The transcript has a single exon.